This is a messenger RNA of Zasmidium cellare ATCC 36951, 1491 nucleotides long. RefSeq lists its product as uncharacterized. Gene Ontology annotation, biological process: transmembrane transport. The record is from RefSeq and is a predicted model, not a curated record. Gene Ontology annotation, molecular function: transmembrane transporter activity. Gene Ontology annotation, cellular component: membrane. The transcript is spliced from 6 exons. Bases 1 to 1491 code for a protein of 496 amino acids. Lineage: Eukaryota; Fungi; Ascomycota; Dothideomycetes; Mycosphaerellales; Mycosphaerellaceae.
AUGGACUUCAUCCACCAAGCCUUCCAAUCCUCCUACGGCACAGAGAACCCCAAAUUCUUCUGGUGGUACCCAGAAGGCACCCCAGCGAAGGAAAAGAACCUCCUCACCAAAAUCGACUUCUUCAUCCUGACGUACUGCUCUUUCGGAUACUUUGCAAAAUGGCUGGACCAAGCCAACCUCAGCAACGCCUACGUCAGCGGCAUGAAAGAAGACCUCUCCAUGUACGGCAACGAAUUCACCCUCGCGACGACGCUCUUCAACAUCGGCUCUAUCGUCGGCGGCAUCCCCAGCAACCUCCUCAUCACCUACGUCCCACCCCGCUACAUCCUUCCCGGCUGCGAGCUGCUUUGGGGUAUCAUCACCAUCGGAACCUACAAAGUGUCGCACUCCAGCCAGCUGUACCCUUUGCGGUUCUUCCUGGGACUCUUGGAGGGCACGAGCUUUGUUGGAAUUCAAUAUGUCCUCGGGUCGUGGUACAAGCGGAAUGAACUGGGCAAGCGGACGGCUAUCUUUGCUUGCUCGGCGUAUGUGGGGACUGCGUUUGGAGGGUAUAUCUUCAGUGGUGUGUAUGCUGGGAUGAACGGGUAUCAGGGGAUUGCGGCCUGGCGAUGGGCGUUCGUGGUCGAUGGGAUCAUUACUGUCGCGAUCGCCCUGUACGGCCUCGUCUUCUUUCCGGAUACCCCUGAGAAGACGAAAGCGUUCUACUUGUCGCCAGCCGAGCGAGAACGAUGUGUUGAGCGACUCGUCGAAGAAGAUAGAGCGCCCGUCGGGACCUGGUCCUGGGAUCUGGUGCCUCGAAUCUUCGGCUCAUGGCAGUUCUAUGUCCUGACGAUCCUGUGGAUGUUCUGGCAGACGACUGUUGGCAAAGUCGGCAAUACAGUCUUCCAGCUCUUCCUCAAGAACGACAAGACACACUCGUGGUCGGUGUACGACAUCAACAACAUACCGACGUCCAUCAACGGCUUCAACAUCAUGAUGGUCAUGCUCAUCAACAUCUACGCCGACGCCACCGGCCGGCGCAUGGUCGCCGCAGUCUUCAGCCUGUGCAUCCUCCUCUUCGGAACGAUCUGCCUCGUCGUCUGGGACGUCCCUCUCGGCCUGCACAUCCUCGCAUACCUCUUCGCCGCCUGCGAUGGGCCGCUUUCGCCGCUGUACAUGGCGUGGGCGAACAUCCUCUGCGGGAGCGACAAGCAAGUCCGAGCCAUGACAUUAGCCAUGAUGAAUGCUUUUGGGAAUGCCACCACGACGAUUAUCCAGCAGUUUGCCUAUCCGGUCACUGCGGCGCCGAGGUAUGAUGUUGGGUUCAAGACUAGUCUUGGGUUGAUUUGUGGGAUGGUCGUGUGGGUGUUUGUGUUGAGGUUCUUCGAGCUUAGGUCUUUGAAGAAGGCGGAGGCGGAUGUUGAGGUUCUUGAUGGCCAGGAAGCCAUGAGUCUUGACGGUGAGAAGAAGGAUCCGGGCAAGACUGGUGUUGUUAGUGUUGUGGCUCAAUAG